CUUAAUGUUGAUGACGAGUGGCUGCCUUGGUUGUCAAGGUAAGAACGCUUAUUUUCAGUCUCCCGUUCUCUGUUAGCAUUGUCACAAUUUAGUCGCGCAGCGCUACGGUAACAUCAAUGUGUGUUAAAAUAUAAUUAAUAAACUUCAAAAAGUGCAGGUGGUCGAGUACUCAUUAUCGGUUUGUAGACGUACAUAGAGCAGAUUCUUUAUAGAUGCCACGCCAGUGCGUAGUCGAACCACACGAUAUGGCACAAGUCCUCGAUCCUGGGUCGAUUGUUGUAGCCGACUGGCACCGAAGUGCAGAUAGCAAGGAGUUCUUCAGCAGGAUUCUACACAAGAAAAAACGUAGAAACUUUGGACUUCUGGAGGCUCUAGUGAUGCCCCCUAAUGUGUCUGUGGACACUGUUCACUACAAGAUCUUCAUAUCCGGAAAGAGUGGGGUGGGGAAGACUGCUCUUGCUGCACGUCUAGCUGGACUCAAUAUUCCCAACAUGCACUAUGAAACUACAGGUAUUGAGACCACAGUGGUGUAUUGGCCUGUGAAGUUGAGGGAGAGCGGUCGUGUUCUGUUUUUCCGCUUGCAGCUAUGGGACUGUGGAGAGAACGCCUUACGCCGAUUUGACCACUUGCUUCCGUCCUGUAAGGAGCAGGUGGAUGCCAUCCUCUUCCUCUUCUCCUUUACAGACCGAGCGUCCUUCGAUGGUCUGUCCAAUCAGAUCGCCAGAGGGUCUGAACCUUGCGACAGAGUUGUGAAAUUGGUUGUUGGCACCAAAUUUGACCUGUUCAUGCAUACAGACGUGACGGAGAGAGAGGUGACUCGGUUCCAGGAGGUCUGGGGGUUGCCUGUGUUCCGUAUGGGGGGUGACGUCAGCAACGUCAGUAACCUGGGUGAGGUAGCCCCCCUACUGAACUGCCUGGCAGAGCACCUGUGGCACCAGGACUGUGUGGCUACCAGGUCUACCAUCCUUCCAGUCUCCACACAGUCAGAGGCUGCUAAUGUGGUACAUGUAUGAAAUCCAAUAGGUUGAGAGACAAUAUUUUCAUCUCCUACACCACUGCUGUGGUACACUCAACAGAGAUGUCCUGGAUUACCUUCUCACAUAGGACUGUGGAGAAACAGAACCUGCAUCUGAGUUUAUUGGGUCUUUGAACAACAUGUUCAACUUUGUGAGGACAAGCAUUCAUCCAGGCCUGUAAAAUGAAACUUGAGGUAAAUGGUCAAACACAA
Molecule: messenger RNA, 1228 nt
Organism: Salmo salar (Atlantic salmon)
Lineage: Eukaryota; Metazoa; Chordata; Actinopteri; Salmoniformes; Salmonidae
Source: RefSeq, a predicted model, not a curated record